Ixodes scapularis (black-legged tick) is the source of this 396-nucleotide messenger RNA. RefSeq names its product excitatory amino acid transporter 1-like. NCBI's taxonomy places the organism in Eukaryota, Metazoa, Arthropoda, Arachnida, Ixodida, Ixodidae. The coding region runs from base 1 to 396 and encodes 131 amino acids. The record is from RefSeq and is a predicted model, not a curated record. Gene Ontology annotation, molecular function: neutral L-amino acid transmembrane transporter activity; L-glutamate transmembrane transporter activity; glutamate:sodium symporter activity. Gene Ontology annotation, biological process: L-glutamate transmembrane transport. Gene Ontology annotation, cellular component: plasma membrane. The transcript has a single exon.
AUGUCUGCGCUCCGUCCCUACAUCGUGGUUCUGCUCGUCGCUGUCUGCGUGCUCACCUUCCUGGUCCUGCCACUGCUGCAGCGGCUCGUGCUGUGCCGGUUCCGGGACGUGGCCCUGUUCUCCUUCUACGGACGUAUCUACAACGCGCUGCUCAUGUCCGCGGCCACGGCGUCGGGAGCGGCCACCCUGCCGGUCGCGGUGUACGCCCUGGAGCAGAACUCGGGUCUGGACGCCCGCGUAGCUCGCUUUGUGGCUCCCGUGGGCGUCAUAAUUAACCAGAGCGGCAUGGCACUCUAUCUGUCAGUCUCCGGAACAUUUUUGGCCCAGAUUUACAAGGUCAGCUCAAACACGUUCCUCGUAUACCACCAUUCUUUAUUCACGCUUUACACUUCCUAA